GCCUAGUAAUGUCAUUGUGUCAAUGACAUCGACAUCAGUCGCUUGCACGUCUCGAGUUGAUUGAAUCCAUUAUUUAGGUAUUUAAUGCAAAUUAUUUUGAAUUUAUGUUUCGAACAUUUUUGUGAUCAGUGAUCUGUAUGAGUUCUCAUUGGACAUAUAAGUGCCGUUAAACCUUCAAUCACAUUCAGGCGGUGGUGUUAACUUAUCACGCCUUGAUUUAGAACUAUCUUAAUCCGAUAAGUAUUAUUUAUUAGUGUAAUUGCUCCUUUGGCCGUAGGACGUAAAAAAAAAAAAAAAAUUUUUUAAAAUGGUGAUCGAGAAAAUUUGCUGCUUGGGUGCGGGAUACGUUGGCGGUCCGACAUGCAGUGUUAUUGCAUUAAAAUGCCCUGAUAUAACGGUGACGGUCUGUGACAAGAGUGUGGAUCGAAUUAACCAGUGGAAUUCUGAUAAAUUGCCAAUAUACGAGCCCGGUUUGGACGAAGUGGUGAAGCAGUGUAGAGGUAGGAACCUGUUCUUUUCCACAGACAUCGCUAAAGGCAUUCAGGAGGCCGAUUUAAUAUUUAUAUCUGUUAAUACACCAACAAAAACGUUCGGAAACGGUAAAGGCAGGGCUGCCGAUUUGAAAUAUAUCGAAGGAGCCGCCAGAAUGAUAGCCGAUUUGGCGACAAGCAAUAAAAUCGUGGUCGAAAAGAGUACGGUGCCGGUGAAAGCGGCUGAAAUUAUUAUGAAAAUACUCAGGGCGAACACGAAGCCCGGGGUCAAUUAUCAGAUCCUUUCCAAUCCUGAGUUUUUGGCCGAGGGAACGGCUAUCGUCGACUUGGUGGAGGCGGAACGCGUCCUGAUCGGUGGGGAAGACACACCUGAAGGCCAGAAGGCUGUGCAGGAACUGUGUUGGGUGUACGAGCACUGGAUUCCCGCGAAAAAUAUCCUAACAACUAAUACUUGGAGUUCAGAGUUAUCCAAGCUAGCGGCAAAUGCGUUUCUAGCUCAGCGUAUAUCCAGUAUUAACUCGCUGUCUGCAGUCUGCGAAGCGACUGGUGCGGACGUGUCAGAGGUCGCACGUGCGAUCGGUCGCGAUUCCAGAAUCGGACCCAAGUUCUUGGAGGCGUCUAUCGGUUUCGGCGGCAGUUGUUUCCAGAAGGAUAUUUUGAACCUUAUCUACUUGUGCGAAUGUCUCAAUUUGCCCGAAGUGGCAGCGUACUGGCAGCAAGUGGUCGAUCUGAACGAUUACCAGAAGCGUCGAUUUACGCGGAAAGUGAUCGAAUCGUUGUUCAAUACGGUGAGCGAUAAGAACAUUGCAAUAUUAGGGUUCUCAUUCAAGAAGAAUACAGGCGAUACGCGGGAAUCGCCAGCCAUUUCCGUAUCGAAGACUUUGCUCGACGAAGGCGCAAAACUCCAUAUAUACGAUCCUAAAGUGGAAACGGAACAAAUAUUUUAUGAAUUAACUAGUCCGUACGUAACUGCAGAGCCAGAAAUUGUUAAGAAGAAUGUCGAGAUCCAUGAUUCAGCAUACUCCGCAGUGACCGGAGCACAUGCUAUAGUGCUGUGCACAGAAUGGGACGAAUUUAAACAGUUGGAUUUUAAGAAGAUCUACGAAGUAAUGAUGAAGCCCGCAUACAUCUUUGACGGACGGAAGAUUUUAGAUCAUGAGGCGUUAUUGAAUAUUGGUUUCCAUGUGCAAACUAUUGGCAAAAGGCUCUGCAGGACAGGCAGCAUCCGAGCACAGGGCAGCCAAACAUUGCCUUAACAAGUUAAUACAACAAAAUGUAACCAUCACAUUGAAACCAGCAGUCACAAAUUAAGCUAAAGUAUUAUUAAAAUAAACGCUUAUUCCGAAUUGUUAAAGGUGUUACAUAAAAACAAUACAUACUGAAGCAUAUUACAGUGUAGGAACAUAAUGGUUAUCUGUUAAUACAUGCCAGGAAUUCAGCACGAUGGUUUCCAGGGGGAACCACGUGGAGGUCGACCCGACAGGGUAUAUUGCUAGCAUUGGAUAGCAAUAUAUAUGUAUAUAUAUAAUAGCAAUUUCAAUGGCUGAUAAUGGAAUAGUAAGUCCUGGUAUACGCUAGCGGGGCACCAGUGAGGAAUGAUAGGUAAGGAUGGAAAGCAGGUCAGUUAGCACAUCGUGAUGAAUACACCAGGGAUUCAGCACGAUGGAUUCCAGGAGGAACCGCGUGAAGGUCGACCUGACAGGGUGGGUACGUAUGGGACUGGUAGUCCGCAUUGCUAACAAUCUCUUUCCCCCAGUGAGUUUUACAGUACCCGAGAAAGUAAAUAAUCGAAUUAAACAUAGAAACAAAAUGUAUAUCCAUAUAUUUAAGAGAUUAAUAAUAAUAAGAAUAUUUUUAUAUGCAUAUUUUAAGCGUAUUAUAAGAUUGCGUAUUACUUUAGCUUUAUAAAUUGUUUCCUUUGCCAUGGAAAACGAUGAGCUUUGAAAAAGUAAAAAAAAGUUAUUUGGCCUUAAAGAGAAGAAAGUUUAAAAAAAAAAACAUUGUAAAAUAUUAUUAUCUGCAUUUUACCGCUCUUUUUCGCUGCAUAUCUGAAUCGUUAACUACUACACUGUACCGACAAUGUCGUCAAUAAAUUAAAUUUAAAAAACGAACUUUAUUUUUUCUUCAAUAAUAAAAAUCAAUAUGUACUCUGUAAAUACUCAAUUAUUUAUCUUUAAUUAUUAAGGCAUCUGAUCGUUAUAAAUGAAUAAGUCGACAAUUUCACAAUUUAUUUAUAGAAUGUCUACGAUAACAUGGCGCGCCGUUCCAAAAUCUAAAGAUAUAGAAAUGUGUGUGUAAAAAACAUUUACAAGGUUUAGGUCGAACAAUAUACCACUCGCGAACACAGAGUAUAUAGGCGCACACGGUAAAGUGAAAAAAAAAAAGAAAUGAGUGUCGUGCCAUGUUAAACCUUCUUUGCAUGUUUUUUUUUUAUUGGUGAAACAAUUCAAGGUGAUAUAGUUCAUGUUUAAAAUUAAAGGAAAAAUGGUUAAAAACAUAAAUUUGACAGCUAUGUUUUUUUAUCUGCGACAGACAUUAAAAAGGUAUCCAGACACGAUUAACUUAAAGUGAACAGAACAACUUUUAUAAAAAUUUUUAGACAUUCAAUGUUAUGAUGGAAAUUUCCACCAUUAUGCAAAGAAGGGUUGACAAUCUUUAUUUAUAUUCAUAACUGAAGUGCUUUAAAUUUAAUUUUUAAUACGACAAGAUCAUCGUUUUCCGCCAUUUUGAUAAUUUUAUUAUUAUAUCAGCCGUUAAUUGUCCACUGCUGGGCAUAGACCUCCCCUAUAAGGGGGGUUAUGCCGGUAGUUGCCACGUUUGGCUGUAUAAUUAUUUGAUUUAAUAUUGUUUUGAUAUAAUGGAAUGAAAUUGUACAUUCAUAACACUACUACUUGGUCGUCACAACGUUUAUGCUUAUUUCAACUUGACCGGUUUUUGCGUGCAUUAUGCGUUUUUUUCUAUUUAGAUAUAAGAUUUCAUUGGAGUCGAUUCUGAAUCGUCAUUCUCGUAGGUUUAAAAUUGAUUUUUUUAUUUGUAUUACUAGUAUUACUUUAUUGGUAAUGACAAAGGCAAUGAAACUAGGUUAUACAGCCUAAUCUUAAAAUUUCAAUUUGAUUAUUACCAUUUUUUUUUUUUAACUUAUUCCCCGAAAGAUAAAGGACUUACCUAUUUUUUUUUUAUAGACCAUAAUAGUUUUGUUAAACUGUCAAAUUAGAGUUAAAAUCCAAUUUUAGACAUAAGUUAUAAGGUAUACUACCUCAGAAUCGACUCCAUUGUACUAAUAUGAUGUUUUGGUUUUAUUUUAUGUAAAAGUGAAGGUAAGUACUAAUUCAUCGUGCUAGAGGCGCCAUUGUAUAAUAACAUAGAUAAAGAAAUCUCUGCAUCUCUUGCUUUAGUCUAUAUCAAUAAGCGGGAAAAUAAAAUAUUAAAAAAAUUUCCCGCCAUAAUGUAUUUUUUUUAAAUCACUGCCUGUAUUUUGCUAUUAUUUAUGGUAUAAUACGGUGGCGCCACCUUUACAGCGUUUUGCGCGAGCUUCUUUAUUAUAUUGGGAUAUGUUAAGUUAUAAACAGAUAUUUUUAAUUAUAUAAAUAUAUUGUUAUUUCUUAUUCUAUGAUACAAAGUACAUACGAAUAAUGUUUGGGUGGGUAUUUAAAAUUGAGUGUUUGAUGUUAAAUAUGUUUGGUUUACUAAAAAUCAGUAUUUUUUAUUUCGUUUUGGGUGAAUUUAACAUUUUAUUACCGUUAUUAUUAUGUACAUAUCACGUUGUGAACGCUAAAAACUGGUCGACUUUUUUUUUUAAUUUUAAAAUGUCUUUUCUAACAAUGUGUAGAGCACAAGUUAUGUUUCUUUUUUUUUUUGAUUAUAGAAACAUUUAUUUUUUUAUAAAUGGAAUUAUUUUCGAAUUUAUUCAAUUAUUUUUUAAGUUACUAUAUUUUCUUAAGAAUCCUUUGUCAAGAGUAUUAUUUUCAUGUAAGACUUGGUUGUCAUUAUAUUGUGCCACCAGGAUUAUUUUAUCAAAUGUAUUCCCAGUUUAGUUUAAAAAUUAAUAUAUUUGUCUCAUAAUAUGUU
Molecule: messenger RNA, 4559 nt
Organism: Galleria mellonella (greater wax moth)
Lineage: Eukaryota; Metazoa; Arthropoda; Insecta; Lepidoptera; Pyralidae
Gene: sgl
Product: UDP-glucose 6-dehydrogenase
Exons: 2
Coding region: 308-1747 (479 amino acids)
Biological process (GO): glycosaminoglycan biosynthetic process
Cellular component (GO): cytosol; nucleus
Molecular function (GO): NAD binding; UDP-glucose 6-dehydrogenase activity
Source: RefSeq, a predicted model, not a curated record